CCUCAUCACUCACAGCCUCCUUCUCCUCUUUACUGUAUGUCAGUGGGCAUGCGGUUGUUUGUGUCUAAACGCGCUGUCAUGUGAGAUGCGAGUAAGCUGGUUCUUCUGCACCUGGGACUUUGUUUCCAGUCUCCACGGGGGAGAAGGAGGAUCGCUGACACCCAGAUCCUAAGAAGCAGAACAGAGAUUUUGACUCUUUGGGGUUGUUAAUUGGGUGUCCAGAGCAAAACCUCUUCAGGUGUUUAGCAGAGGAGACAAAAAAGCACCAUGGGGUCCAGUUCCUCAUCCUUCCCCCCCAGAAACAUUUACCUGGAUGUUGAAGGGAAGGUGCAGAAGGUAGUUUUCAGUCGGCACUGUAGUCCGCGUGACAUCAAGGAACUUCUGUGUUCCUCAUCCAACCUUCCCAGGAACUCUGCCAUUAAGGUUGUAAAUCCAGAAGGUGCCAUGGUCUCUAUUGAUGCCACAAUGCCCACCAAUUCUCCAAAUUUUCUAUACAAAGUUGUCCCGCUAUCUACUGAUCAGCCAGGAGACAGGGAGGACAUGUUUCAGAGCGUGCUGUCUCAGGUGGCAGAGCAGUUCACCAGGGCCUUCCGCAUCAGUGAGCUGAAGUCUGAGGUCACCAACAGGUUGGCAGCGUUGGAAAAGAGAGUGGAAAUGGAGGGUUUGAAAGUAGUCGAAAUCGAAAAAUGUAAAAACGAUCUGAAGAAACUUCGAGAUGAGAUGACUUCAAGAGGCGGAAGUAGGGUAAGCUGUUCAUGCAAAUUCAAUUUCUCAGAAGAGGGGAAGAAGGUCACACCUAGAAGAGAUGUCCCCACUUACCCAAAGUACACACUUUCUCAGGAGACCAUUGAGGCACUGAAGAAGCCAACGUUUGAUGUUUGGCACUGGGAACAUAAUGAGAUGUUGAGUUGUCUGGAGUUUAUGUACCAUGACUUGGGAUUGGUGAAGGAAUUUAACAUGAACCCCAUCACACUCAAACGCUGGCUGCUGGCAAUACAGGAAAACUAUCGCAACAAUCCUUUCCACAACUUUCGUCACUGCUUCUGUGUUAGUCAGAUGAUGUACGGCAUGAUUCACCUUUGCAACCUGCAGGGGAAGCUGACCCUCACAGAUCUGGGAAUUUUAAUGACAACAGCGGUGUGUCAUGACUUGGACCACCCUGGCUACAACAACACAUACCAAAUCAACGCUCGCACAGAGCUGGCAGUGCGCUACAACGACAUCUCCCCGCUGGAGAACCAUCAUUGUGCUGUGGCCUUUCAGAUCCUUUCGCUUCCUGAGUGCAACAUCUUUGCAAAUGUUGAUCCAGAGGCAUUUAAAAAGAUUCGACAGGCUAUUAUCACCCUUAUUCUGGCCACUGACAUGGCCAGGCAUGGCGAGAUUCUUGAAGGCUUCAAGCAGAAACUGGACAACUUUGAUUUUAGCAACGAGGACCACGUAAUGUGUUUGCAGAAGGUGUUGAUCAAGUGCUGCGAUAUUUCCAACGAAGUGAGGCCAACUGAGGUUGCUGAGCCGUGGGUGGACUGUUUACUGGAGGAAUACUUCAUGCAGAGUGACAGGGAGAAGUCUGAGGGUCUUCCAGUAGCUCCCUUCAUGGACAGAGACAAAGUUACCAAACCCACAGCUCAGAUUGGAUUCAUCAAGUUUGUCCUCAUCCCCAUGUUUGAGACAGUCAUGAAGCUUUUCCCUCAGAUUGAAGAAAUCAUGGUUCAGCCUUUGAGAGACUCUCGAGACCAUUAUGAGGAGCUGAAGCAGCUUGAAGACUCACUGACAGAGGAGUCGUCUUUCAUGAGCCGAUUGAAGAAAGACUUGAAAAGUGAGUGAGGCCCCGGUGAAGACAUCCAGUGCUGCAUACUGAAGAUGACAGCUGAAGCAGGGGACUAAGAUAAAAGCGACACAGCUCUGCAGCAUGCUGAACUAAAUUUAGGCAAUGCAUCUCUUGAACUUUGACUUUGAUUUUUACAGCAGAUGAUGAAGGAAGGUGCUGACCUCCCGUGCAUAUUUAUGCCGUCAAAGCACUAGCCUCUAUAAAUUUGCAUUUUUAAAUUUUUUUUUUGGCAAAAGAGUCUAAGGGGAUCGCUUUCUCCAAACAGAAAGUAAUUUAUUUUAAUUUAUCAUGUGCUUUCACAAUAUAUGGAACAAGUUUUCUAGUUUACCAAAGUUUUAGCUGUUUAAAUAAGUAAAUAAAAUGGACCAGAGUGGCACAUUUUAAAUGAAAAUCUAGCAAUAAAGUUUCACUUGGUGUUACUGGUAUUAUUAAUGUUUUUCCCAAGAAUUAUACAAUGUCAUACUUUCAUCUUUUAAUUAAUUGUCCUUUUGCAUUUACUUUUUAGUGAAAUACAGUGCAUGAAGUGUGUUAUAAACAGUGCAAGUCGCCAAGCCCUGUAUAUGUCUGUUCAAUAUAAUGUAUAUAGGAGAUAUAAGAACACGUUCCAACUAUUUAGGAGCUCCUGUUGCACCAGAUGUUACACAGUAAAGAGCUACAACAGCAGCAUUUGUGUACACACUAAAUAUUCAUCUACUUAAAUUUUUAUUCUAAUUUAGUCAUUUCUGCUGCUGUUUGAGUUAAGGCCACAACUGCAUUUUUUUUUAUUGAUUGUUAAAACAAUUAGACUUAAGGUUUUAUAACUGUCACAAAUAUGUGAUUAUGGUGAAGGGCUCAGUUUUACCAUGACUACAGAAUUUUGCUUAAAACCUAGUACUGUACAGUGUUGGGUUGGUCCUGUAGAGAACAACACUCUGCUCUAAAAUGUAAUUCAGUUAAACUCAAUCCAACUCUGUAUACUAUCCUAGUUCAUAACAGACAUAAUCUCGAGUUUAAUCCAGUUAAUUUCAACAUUAUUAUAAAGUUAUGUCGAAUGCAAAUUUGAUCCAGUUUUAAUGCAGCGCAGUCAGUCAGCAGCUUUUACAAAAAAUGAGAAACCAGCCAAUCGCAUCCAAUCUUUACUCCGAUUUGCACUUUCAUCCUGAGAAAACACAGGGUGACUGUGGAGCCAAACUAAACUCUCCUUUAAUAGGAAAAAAACUCAAUAGCAGCAAUUUGCCUUAUCCAGUUUAAAACUAAACAGGCAGGAAAAUACAUGGAACAAAAAUAUGGGACCUGAAGCUACAAUUAAAACAAAAAUAGUCCCAACUGUUAAUGGAGAACAAACUGGAAAAAUCAAACUGAAAAGUGAAAAUUGGUCCUAAGCUAAGACAACCCAAACUUAGCUAAAACAUAGUUUGAGCCUCAGUCUUAAAAACAGACAGGGUGUCUGGCUCACAGAUAAAGCUUGGGAGUUGGCUCCACCAGAGAGCAGCCUGAUAACUUUGAGACCUGCCUCCCAUUUUAGAAGCUACAGGAACCACAAAUAAAAACUGCAGUCUAGGAGUGAAGGGCUGUGCUGGAAAUAAAAGGAACUAUGAAGUCGUUAAGAUAAGAUUGAGCCAGACUAUUUAUGGCUUUACAUCUAAAACAAAGUUUAAAUUUUAGAUAUCAUCAUGAGAAUUUUCUUCAGAUCAUUUGAAGUCUUUCAAGGUCAUUUUUUAGACCUCAUUAUGAUAAAGAGUUACAAUGGCCCAGCUACGGAUUGACAAAUACCCUAGUUUGAUGUUCUGUAUCACUUUCUGCUCCUACUUUUGGCUAUUUUCUGCAACUAAAGGUGGAAGAGGCAGGUCGGUGUCCUGAAACGUUUAGAUGUGUCCCUGGCACAACACACCAGAAUCAAAUGGCUCAUUUACAUUAUGCAGUCAAGUUCUCCACAGUCUAGCGAAUGACCUCAGUAUUUGACUCAGGUGUGCUGAAGCAGAAACACGACUAAAAGUUGCCGGUACACCCAGCCUCAAGAACCGGAUUCAAAUGCAAUGUUAAAGCAUAAACAAAACAUCUACUGUGAAUGGGAUUAAUUAAAAACCUUUCUCCAGAUAACCAAAAAUGUUCGACAUGGACUGUCACUUUGGUAAAUCUUUUGUUAUCAUUCCUAUUUUAAAGUACCCAGCCAUUUCUGCACAUCUCAUGUCUUCAGGAAGACGUUCGAGAGCCGAUGCGUGCCGAAACUAAACACUGCCUCACCUUGUUUAGUUCUUGUCGGUUUAAGAGAUGAUGUGAUAGGAUCCAUUUUUGAGGUAUUCCUCAGGACUCUGAUGAAGGCCAUUUGGAUGAGCUGCAUUGGUGGAAUUUUUUUUACCUGUAUAAACACUGUGACAGUAAUGUAACCUUCUCAAGGUAAUAGCAGGCACCAGUUUUUCUGUCUUGUUUUGACAGAAAAACACGACCUAUGCUUUGAUGUCCCACAUCUUUCCCUCUCUGAACACAUUCUCAGUCUACAACAGAAUACAACAACUUCAAAACAGUCAUAUACACAACUCAUGUGCUCUCGGUGAUUUAAAAGUUCAGGCAUAGCAUAAUAAGUUAUAGGAACAAGGUUAGUGGCUGGUUUUUAUAUCUGUGAUUGCUGCCUCGUGUAGCGCGUAGAAAACCUUCCACAUGUUCCCACCCCACCAUCAUUACCUGAUGUGUUUCAUUCAUCUGUUCUACGGCAAACGCCUGAUACACCUCCCAUGCGUCAAACUUAUCCCUACUUUUUCCCAAGAGACGACAACCCAAAGGUGUGCUUAUGGAAACCCACUCCACAGUCCACACCCACUUUUCCUGCCACAGUUUCCCUGUGGGCCACAUGGAUGGUGGUGGUUUUCCUAAAGGUACUUCACGCUGUUUUUAUGGAUGCCUUUUUAUGCAGCAUGUUGUAAAUUACUCUGCUAUUACUUUACCUUUAGGCUACAUCUGACAUCCACUAAAUGUGUGUAGUUCUGAUGAAAUUAUAUGACUACACACCGGCAAACAGCGCGGAUCAACAAUGUUUGUACUCUACUUUAGGUGGAAGGUUUGCCUGAAUUUUUUUAAUUUAUGUAGCAUGACUAAACUACAUUUGCAGCCCAUCAAUGUGCAAUCUAUUUUGAUUAAUGUGUUCAUUUGCCUGUCAGUUUGAGUGUUAUUCCGACUUACGCUGCUAAAGAGAUAAUCUUGAGGCAACAACAGAGAAAACAGUAGACCACAUGCUUCAGUGGCUGUUCAGAUGAAAGAGGAGAAAAGGCUUGUUUUGGACUUCAAUAAAGGUAAUUAGCCACCACCUUCACCACAUUGCAUGACAGAGUGUUGAGAUUUAUCAUGCAAGGAAUGCUGUAAUGUAAUCAAAUGAUGUUUUAUCUCAUCAUAUUACUGCCCUGUCUAUUGCAAUGCUACCUAUAAAUAAAAUGAGUCAUAUAUAA
Messenger RNA from Xiphophorus hellerii (green swordtail), 5247 nucleotides. It is a transcript of the gene pde9ac, whose product is annotated as phosphodiesterase 9ac. The coding region runs from base 268 to 1824 and encodes 518 amino acids. NCBI's taxonomy places the organism in Eukaryota, Metazoa, Chordata, Actinopteri, Cyprinodontiformes, Poeciliidae. Gene Ontology annotation, biological process: signal transduction. The transcript has 19 exons. Gene Ontology annotation, molecular function: 3',5'-cyclic-nucleotide phosphodiesterase activity. The record is from RefSeq and is a predicted model, not a curated record.